AUGGAGAUGAGCGUCGAGCUCAGGGAGACGCCGUACCCGCUCGUGGCGGCGCUCGGCUCGCACGAGCUGCAGAACAAAGUGCUACCGCACAUGCGUGCGGUGAACGAGAAGUUUGUGCCGAAGCUGCACUUUGCGUCGCUGCCGCGGGAGCACCGUUUUCCUGCGAAGAAGGAGCUGCGCGAGAAGCACGGGACGUUCUCCAGCCAAACGCAGCGCGACUUGGACACGUACCGGACACAAGGCAUUGUCAAGACGCAAUGGAUCAAGAAACACCACGAGUUGCUGCCGGCUGUGGUUCUGCUCUUUGACGAGUUUGAUCCGCGAUGGAUGCUACAGGACUGGCAGCAGAGGGAGACGGCGCUGGUCGAAGACGUUGAGCAGCUCAAACGGACCGUAUCAGCUAGAGAGUGUCAUGUGAUGGUCCUUCUUGUGCAGCAAGUGGACGACGUGGAUGGGGCAUGGAUGAACGUGACGGAAGAGAGACUGGCCAACUUGAGGAGGAGACUGGACACUGAUGCAAAGGGACUCGUGCUUGUAACGUCAAAGGAUGUCACGUGUGCAUCGAGUGUGAUGGUAAAACUCGAGUCGACUGUGCGUACUAUGGCACUCGAGUACUACAAGGUGCAAUCGAAACGAGUGAAGAGAUACGAGAAGGCUUGUGCCAGGACAGCGGAGUACCAGGCCCUGCAUGCGAGGUUUAACUUCAAGAUUGCACAUUUCUACGAAUUUCGACGCUACACGGCCAAGGUGCUGCAAUACUAUGAAGCUUCGUAUCGCGCCAUUCUUGCGCUGCCGUUGAGAGAGAACGAGGCUGCUGAUGGGAUCGCUUUCACGCAGGUGAUGACAAUGGCAGAGUUUGUGAACUUGAAACUGUGCUACCACUUGAUUUUUUCGUCGAACAACGUUAAUGAUGCAGUUGGUCAGCUCCGACGCCAUAUGGGCGUGUACGCUCAUGCGAUUGUUGUGCCGGAUCGAGCUUGCGAGCACUGGGCUUGGGUGUCUCGUCAGUACCACAUCUUUGCUCAAUUGCUGGUCGAGGCUCUUUCUAUUCGAGGCUCACUACCGAGUACUGGGCUGGAGUCAAACGUGUACAAAGAGCCAUAUUUGUACUUUUCUCUCGCAGCAAAGUACGCCAUCUUUCGAAGAAAAGCAGCUAUGAAGCUGGGUCUCACCACCACUGCUGCUGCUGCUGUGCAGACUGUCGCGGCAAACGGAGAAAGCAUGUCGGAAGGAGACUUCGUUGUGGUGCCUUCUAUUUUUAUUGGCGGAGAUCCAUCGGUUUCCGAAGCAAGGGCUGCAUCACAGGGCCCGUCAGUGGCGGCACUCGUGAAGUAUCGGCACAGUAUGGAAAAGAGUGUCCCACACGCUAGGCAGUCUCUCCUUCUGCUAGAGCACGCACUUCAGCACCUCACAAUGUAUAUGGCAGACCAGAAUGCACCGCGGAGUCGAUUGAAAGGCCGGUUGCUGGUUCAUUUAGGGACAGAACGACUUGCCUCGGGUGAGUACGAUCGCUCACGCAAUGAGUUGCAGAAAGCCAAGGAGAUAUUCAGUAGUGAAAACUGCUGGGCCCAAACUGCUCAGAUUCUAAAGCAGCUGCUUAUUUGCACCUUGCGCCAAGGAGAUACUGAUGCGUACAUGGAUUAUUCGCUACAGUUGCUGUCUCCUGUCGUCGAGGAGUUUGUGUCGAUGAAAGAACGCAGUCGUAUUCAGGACUCAUUCUUCACAGCAUGGAGGGGUCCGGCGUCUUUGGGUGCACCAUUCGCACAAAACUCUGCGCCCAGAAACGUGCAUGAACUCGCACUUGAUCGGUCUCGCGCAGUGUUUGCGUUGACCGCUCAGUUUGACCGCGCUUCUGCUUGUGUGAAGGAGGAUGUCACAUUGGAGCUGACACUGCGCUCCCAUUUUCCGUUGCCGCUCGUGUUGUCGAAGAUUGAGUUGGUGUUCAAUGACGAGCGCUAUCGCACGAUGCUUUACCACCGAGAUGGAGCAGAAUCCGGGACAAUUACUUGCGUGGACGGAAGGUUGUCUACUUCACUGGACUUUACUCAUAGACUGGUCAAGGAGCUCCGUAUACCACUGCGUGUGCUAGACGGCCGGCAACUGCUCUCCAUCCAGGAAGUGCGAUUAUGCUUAUGUGGCGGAGACGACGAUGUGGAAAUGGAAAACACCAAGAUCGAUGGGCAAAAGGCGGCUGCUGCUUUGGCUUUUAGUCUGCUUGUCACACGCGCCUCCGCAGAGCAACGAGUGGUGCCGAAGCCGUACCUGAUGAGUGGCCGUGUUCCUGCCAUGGGCAAUGGCUCUGCGUCUCCGAGUUUCUCCAAGCGAAAAUCGAUGUUUUCACUAGUCGAAGGGCCCCGACCCGCCCACCUCGAGGUACGUGAGCCCGUCGAAGAGGACGGGUCCACGCAUCUUCGAGGCUCCUCAUUGCAGAUUGUGCAGCCGCGUGCAAAAGCCACUCUGUCUUUGUUUUCGAACGAACCGCUGUUGACAGGAGACUUCCGUGAGCUUGCUUUUCGCUUGGCAGCAAAUGAAGACGCGAUGGAGAAUGUGACGUUCCAGAUCAUUUGUACACCUCCACCGGCAUCAUUGGCACCUGAGGAUGCGUUCUUCUUCACUGAGCAAGCCGGCGUGUUGACUCCAGUGCCGCUGGACGCUAAUUUGCAACCGCGGGACCGGAUCGCUCUGUCGAGUAAGAACGUCCACACUGAAGAAGCUGUCCGUGUCGUCGUGCGCUCAACCAAAGCAGCGUCAUUGACCUUGAUCGCGUCCGUGGCAUACACUACGAACAAUGGCGUGUCUGUAGGCUUUGACGAACGGUUCAAGCUGAUAUGCCAUGACCCGUUUGCGAUUGACGGCGGUUUCGUUUCUGAUUUUCUUACCGGUGGCGGCGUGCCUGGUACUGCACAAAGGCCGAAAGGGUCCUAUGGGUGCGUGGGGAGUUUGGUGAAUUACCAAGGAAGGGUUACAUGCACAUCCGGAGAGGCACUUCGUGUGCUUGCGCUGCAUUUUGAACCACGUGAGACAAACAUGGAAGAAGCUUUGGCUACAUCUGGGUUUGGAUCCACCUCUACCGAGCUGGAUAGCAGUGACAGCGCCAAUGUUUGCGCUACUUUUACAGACGGCGACUCGUGGUGUUUUUGCCUACGACUGGUACCGACAAUGGCGUCGCCUUUUGUCACACUUGGCCGAGUGGAAGUUGUUUGGAGGCGUGAGUCGUCACGUAUCGCUCGUGCCCAUGACGGUCCUAGCAACGACGUCGUGCGGACGUGGCUCGAUAUGCCGUUGGUCUCCUUUAUCGUGGCGCCCCUCACUAUCAGCGUCGAGACGCCCCCGUUUGGCGUGGAAGGAGUGCUGGACUAUAUGAACGUCCGUGUGAAGAACAACGAGGCUGUCGUGCACAGUCUCCAGGUCAAGUCUGUGGAUGCCGCGGAUGCGUUUUUCAUCUCGGGCCGUACAAAUGUGACGGAACACGUGCUGCCUUUCGACGAGCAAGUGUUCCGACUCGGGCUCGUACCGAUGAAGACUGGCUAUUUGCGUUUGCCCCGCGUUGAGAUCGUGUCAUUGACGUAUGGCUUUUCAUUUGCAAACCCAGAGGAACGUCAGGAGUUGUUUGUCCUGCCGCGGGACUGUCCGGACUGGGUCGUCGAGCGCGCCAACUAA
This is a messenger RNA of Hyaloperonospora brassicae, 3660 nucleotides long. The record is from the annotation of a GenBank genome assembly. NCBI's taxonomy places the organism in Eukaryota, Oomycota, Peronosporomycetes, Peronosporales, Peronosporaceae.